Labrus bergylta (ballan wrasse) is the source of this 1758-nucleotide messenger RNA. It is a transcript of the gene ruvbl2, whose product is annotated as RuvB-like AAA ATPase 2. The record is from RefSeq and is a predicted model, not a curated record. Gene Ontology annotation, biological process: chromatin remodeling; box C/D snoRNP assembly; regulation of transcription by RNA polymerase II. Lineage: Eukaryota; Metazoa; Chordata; Actinopteri; Labriformes; Labridae. Gene Ontology annotation, molecular function: DNA helicase activity; ATP hydrolysis activity; ATP binding. Gene Ontology annotation, cellular component: Ino80 complex; Swr1 complex; NuA4 histone acetyltransferase complex.
GUUUCUUCCGGACACAGUUUUCCUGCGCACCACGAGAAAGAAGCGCCGCAUUUUCACAUUUUGUCCAGUGUGGCUGCACAGAUGGCGGCAACGAAGGUCCCAGAGGUUCGUGACAUUACACGCAUUGAAAGAAUCGGAGCACAUUCUCACAUUCGUGGCCUCGGUUUGGACGAUGCUUUGGAGCCAAGACAGGUGUCUCAGGGGAUGGUCGGCCAGCUGGCCUCUCGUCGGGCGGCGGGGGUCAUCCUGGAGAUGAUCAAAGAUGGCCACAUCGCUGGCAGAGCAGUGCUGAUUGCUGGCCAACCUGGCACAGGAAAGACCGCCAUUGCUAUGGGUAUCGCUCAGUCGCUCGGCCCUGACACACCCUUCACAGCGCUGGCAGGCAGCGAGAUCUUCUCUUUGGAGAUGAGCAAGACGGAGGCUCUCAGCCAAGCUUUUAGAAAGGCCAUCGGAGUCAGGAUCAAAGAAGAGACGGAGAUUAUUGAAGGAGAGGUGGUGGAAAUCCAGAUUGAUAGACCAGCCACUGGAACGGGUGCCAAAGUGGGGAAACUGACUCUCAAAACGACUGAGAUGGAGACGAUAUACGAUCUGGGUAACAAAAUGAUUGACUGUCUCAGUAAAGAGAAGGUUCAAGCAGGGGAUGUCAUCACGAUUGACAAAGCCACCGGAAAGAUCAGCAAGUUAGGCCGUUCCUUCACCAGAGCCAGAGACUAUGACGCCAUGGGAGCUCAGACUCAGUUUGUCCAGUGUCCAGAGGGAGAGCUGCAGAAGAGGAAGGAGGUGGUCCACACCGUGUCCCUGCACGAGAUCGACGUCAUCAACAGUCGCACACAAGGCUUCCUGGCCCUCUUCUCCGGAGACACGGGGGAGAUCAAGUCUGAGGUCCGAGAGCAGAUCAACGCCAAAGUGUGCGAGUGGAGAGAAGAGGGAAAGGCAGAGAUCAUCCCCGGGGUGUUAUUUAUCGACGAGGUCCACAUGCUGGACAUGGAGUGCUUUUCCUUCCUGAACCGAGCCCUGGAGAGCGACUUGUCACCCGUCCUCAUCAUCGCCACUAACAGAGGCAUCACUCGCAUCCGCGGCACAAACUACAAGAGCCCUCAUGGCAUCCCCAUCGACCUGCUGGAUCGCUUGCUCAUCAUCGCCACCUCCCCGUACACGGAGAAGGAGACGAGGCAGAUCCUCAAGAUCAGGUGUGAGGAGGAGGAUGUGGAGCUGAGCGACGAGGCUCACGCCGUCCUGACUCGCAUCGGCAUGGAGACAUCGCUCCGCUACGCCAUCCAGCUGAUCAGCACCGCGGGACUGGUGUGUCGCAAACGCAAGGGAACAGAGGUCCAGGUGGAGGACAUAAAGAGAGUCUACUCUCUGUUCCUGGAUGAGAGCAGAUCCUCUCAGUACAUGAAGGAGUAUCAGGACUCUUUCCUCUUCAAUGAAACACAAACACCUCAGAUGGACACCUCGUAAUGAAGACGACCGCUUUGUUUUGAUUCUGUUUAAAGUUUCUGUGUUGAGCCCCGUCCGAGGCGCGAGGCAGUUCACGGCUGGAUUGGAGAGUACUUUGAAAUUUUCCCCGUUAACAUCAGUUCUACAUGAUUUGCAGAUUUCAAACUCUGACUUACCCUGUAUACUGUUCAUCGUUGAGGCUUUGUGGCAGACCGCUCCACUCCUUCAGUGAUCUCUUUCUUCUUCUUGUUGAGUUUUUUAUUUUCUCGGUUUAUUUUUAUGAAAAUAAAUAAACAAGCUUUUCUAAGCAAACUGUGA